AUGGUGGACUUAAUAGUUUUCUUUCUGUGCUUUCUCCAUCUUAGCAACAAUUUGGUUGGAGCGGAUUGGGGAUUAUCUUUGAAGGAAGAAUUGAAAUUCCAGAAGCGACUUAUAAACCUUAAGAAAUCUGCAAUUAAAAACAUUCAAACAAGAGAUGGAGAUAUAUACGACUGUAUUGAUUUCUACAAACAACCUGGCUUUGAUCAUCCUUUUUGGAAGAAUACCACAUUUGAGAUGAAACAUAAUUUGUUUGUAGAAGGAAUGAAAGCCAAAAGGAAUUUGUCAUUAAAUUUUGGGCUAAAAGGUGCAGGUUGUCCUUAUGGAACAGUUCCUAUAAUAAGAAUCAAUAAAGAUGACUUGACAAGAGCCAAAAUGCUUUCAACAAUAUAUUCUUCAAAUAUAGAUGAAGAACCUGGACAUCAUUAUGCAAUACUUCGAACAAAAACUGACCCUAAUAGAAAGCUGGUUGGAAUUGAAUCAUAUUUUAGCAUGUAUAAUACAAAAGGAGUCACUGGAUCUCAGUAUAGUGAAUUCCGAAUGACAUUUUCAAAUGGUUUUGACACCAUAAAAACAGGUUUAACGAUUGAUGGAAGAACACAGUGUUUCAAUCAACAUUGUCCUGGAUAUGUGCAAAUAAAUUCUCAAAUACCUCUAGGUUGGCCGAUAGAUAACACUUCUGUUGUAGGUGGAGAACAAUUUGCCAUUAAAUUGCGAAUCAAUAAGGAAAUACAUGGCGGGCCAAAUUCAACAAAAUUUGCUUGGACAUUAUACUUUGAUGAAGACAAUUCUGUAAUUGGUUUUUGGCCCCCGGCACUAUUUGGCAAAUUGAGUGAGUUUGGCAAUCAAGCCGAUUGGGGAGGAGAAGUCUAUAGUCCACUAGAUCAGCCUAGUCCCCCUAUGGGCACUGGCCUUCAUCUAUACGGGAAGAAUUCAAAAUAUGUCGCUCAUAGUCGAAAAAUUGCAGCUGUGUAUGAGAAUGCAAAGUUUCAUUUUGUUAAUCCAGUCGAUACAGAGGUGUAUGCGUCUAAUCCACGUGCAUACAGUAUUCAUGAUUUUGGAUAUUAUGAUGAAUAUUGGCAACGUCUUAUUUAUUAUGAUGGUCCUGGCGGAAUCAAAGGAGCUUGA
This is a messenger RNA of Alnus glutinosa, 1125 nucleotides long. RefSeq names its product protein neprosin-like. NCBI's taxonomy places the organism in Eukaryota, Viridiplantae, Streptophyta, Magnoliopsida, Fagales, Betulaceae. The transcript is spliced from 6 exons. The record is from RefSeq and is a predicted model, not a curated record. Bases 1 to 1125 code for a protein of 374 amino acids.